Phycomyces blakesleeanus NRRL 1555(-) is the source of this 968-nucleotide messenger RNA. RefSeq lists its product as hypothetical. NCBI's taxonomy places the organism in Eukaryota, Fungi, Mucoromycota, Mucoromycetes, Mucorales, Phycomycetaceae. The transcript is spliced from 5 exons. Gene Ontology annotation, molecular function: RNA binding. Gene Ontology annotation, cellular component: nucleus; cytoplasm. The record is from RefSeq and is a predicted model, not a curated record. Bases 47 to 862 code for a protein of 271 amino acids.
CAUCCAUCCAUCCAUCCAUCCUUCCUUCCAGCAUACUCCCUGAACAAUGACUGCCGCUGCGUUCUCCAAGAACCUCUUCGAUAUCCUCGGAGACGAGGAUGAGGUCCGUCCUCAGACCACCGCUCCCGUUAAGGAGCAGAAGAAGACUGAUGCUGCCAAGCCCCAGGGCAAGACCGACAAGCGCGGUCCCUCUGCCAAGCCUAAGGAUGGUGAGGCCCCCAAGCAGCGUGGUCCCCGUGGUCCCCGUCGCGAGGGUGGUGCUCCCCGUGAGGGUCGCCCCCAGCGUGGUCGUCAGUUUGACCGCCACAGUGCCACCGGCAUUGCUGAUUCCGAGAAGAAGGAGAAGCAGGGCUGGGGACACCCCGAGUCUGCCCAGGCUGAGGCCUCUGCCGACACCCCCUCUUCUGCCGACCCCGCUUCCGCCGAAAAGGAGACUCCUAUUAUCCCCGAAGAGCCCGAAGAGAUCGUAAAGACUCUUGAUGAGUACCUCGCCGAGAAGGCCGCCAAGGCCCUCAAGGUUGCUCUCCCCGAGUCCCGCAAGGCUAACGAGGGUUCCGACGACGCCAAGUGGAAGGACUCUGUUGCCUUUGUCAAGACUGAGGAGCCCGAUUUCUUCGUUGCCAAGGAGACCAAGACUGUCAAGAAGACCGAGAAGGUCAAGAAGGAGAAGGUCUUGAUUGAGAUUGAGCAGCGUUUCCAGGAGAAGGCUCGCCCUGCUUUCCGUGAGGAGCGUCGUUCCGGUCCUGCCGGUGGUGAGCGUCGCGGUCGUGGUAACGGUCGUCGCAACAACGCCCCCCGUCAGACCAACGGCCCCGCUGUCAACCUCCAGGAUGACUCCCUCUUCCCCUCCCUCGGAGCAUAAAAAAAGAAAAGCUUAAUAAAUAUUAAAACGGCAUCAACAUUUUUUCUUUACAAAAAAAAAGAAAAAUAAAACGUCAAUGGAGUAUAUAUAUAUAUAAUUCUAAAGG